AUGGAGAAUCAGACAAAUGUGGCUGAGUUUCUUCUGUUGGGACUUUCAGAUGAUGGAACACUCCAGGUUUUCCUAUUCCUAGUUUUUUUGUCUAUCUACCUAAUAACCCUGGUAGGGAAUGUGUUGAUCAUGUUAGUGAUAAGGGCUGAUGCUCAGCUACACACCCCAAUGUAUUUUUUCCUUACUAAUUUGUCCUUCCUUGACAUCUGCUACUCAUCUGUUACUGUACCCAAGUUGCUUGAAAACCUUCUAGCUACGAAAAAGACCAUUUCUCUCAAUGGCUGCAUUGCACAGAUCUUUUUCUUUAUUUUCAUGGUUGGAACUGAGAUCUUCCUACUCUCAGCAAUGGCUUACGACCGCUAUGCUGCCAUUUGCAACCCACUGAGAUACAGCACCAUUAUCAACCAGCGACUGUGCAUCCAAAUGGUGCUGGGUGCAUGGAUCACUGUGGUCCUCUUGUUUUGUGGGACUGCAUUCAUUAGGUACAUGCGCCCUGCAUCUGGGUAUUCAGACAUAUUGGACAAGCUGGUGUCGAUUCAGUAUAGCAUCCUGACCCCCAUGUUAAACCCCAUUAUAUACACCCUCAAGAACAAAGAAGUGAAGAAAGCUCUAAAGAAGCUAUUUAAAAAUGACUUCCACCAUGUCGCCUGA
Molecule: messenger RNA, 651 nt
Organism: Varanus komodoensis (Komodo dragon)
Lineage: Eukaryota; Metazoa; Chordata; Lepidosauria; Squamata; Varanidae
Product: olfactory receptor 5A1-like
Exons: 2
Coding region: 1-651 (216 amino acids)
Biological process (GO): G protein-coupled receptor signaling pathway
Cellular component (GO): membrane
Molecular function (GO): G protein-coupled receptor activity; olfactory receptor activity
Source: RefSeq, a predicted model, not a curated record